AGCAGCCGGCCGCUGGCCCAACGCGGGGUGCCCAGAGACGGCGCUGUGGCUGCUGAUUCAUCGCCCCGAGCGCCUUGGAGACCGCGGCCAGGGCAUCCAGCUGCCUCUAGACCCCAGCCGCUGGUGCGGGAGCCCGGCAGGCAGGAGGUGAGGACCCGUCCCUUCUUUGGCCCCUAAACGCCUUAGGGCGGUGGCCACAGGACACAGAGAGGCGUGCCCCCCGCACCCUCCCACCGCAGAUGAAGGCAGCAUGCCCGCGUGAUGCCCCUGCCUCCCGUGUCAGCGGCGCCGAUCUUGCCGGCCCCUCUGCGCCCGUCUCCAGAGCUUUGGGUGUCCUCCCCACCACGUCCCGAGCGGCUCGGGCCUCUGUCGCCGCGAUGGAGGAGGAGCUGAAGUGCCCGGUGUGCGGCUCCCUGUUCCGCGAGCCCAUCAUCCUGCCCUGUUCGCACAAUGUCUGCCUGCCGUGCGCCCGCACCAUCGCCGUGCAGACCCCGGACGGCGAGCAGCACCUGCCCCCGCCGCUCCUGCUUUCUCGGGGCGCAGCCGCCGCCGCCGCCGCGCCCCCUCCGGAUCAGGACGCGCUCGCCGGCGGGGCCUGCGGCGGCGCGGGCGCCAGCACGGCAGCGGGCCUGGGCGGCGGGGCGGCAGGUGCAGGAGACCACGCGGACAAACUGAGCUUGUACAGCGAGACGGACAGCGGCUAUGGCUCCUACACCCCCAGCCUCAAGUCUCCCAACGGGGUCCGCGUGCUGCCCAUGGUGCCGGCGCCCCCAGGCUCCUCGGCCGCUGCGGCCCGGGGAGCCGCCUGCUCCUCGCUCUGUUCCUCCUCCAGCUCCAUCACGUGCCCACAGUGCCACCGCAGCGCCUCCCUGGACCACCGCGGCCUGCGCGGCUUUCAGCGCAACCGGCUGCUGGAAGGCAUCGUGCAGAGAUACCAGCAGGGCCGCGGGGCCGUGCCUGGGGCGUCUGCGGCCCCGGCCGUGGCCAUCUGCCAGCUGUGCGACCGCACCCCGCCCGAGCCCGCAGCCACGCUCUGCGAGCAGUGCGACGUGCUCUACUGCGCCGCCUGCCGGCUCAAGUGCCACCCGUCCCGGGGCCCCUUUGCGAAGCAUCGCCUGGUGCCGCCGCCGCCGCCUCCCGCGCCUCCCGAGGCUGCUCCAGCUGCGGCCAGCGCGGCCCCUGCUCCCGGCGCCAGCGGCUGUAAGAGCCCCGGGGGCGCAGGGGCCGGUGGGGCGCGGAAGUUCCCCACGUGCCCGGAGCACGACGUGGAGAACUACAGCAUGUACUGCGCGAGCUGCCGGAGCCCGGUGUGCUACCUGUGCCUGGAGGAAGGCCGGCACGGCAAGCACGAGGUGAAGCCGCUGGCGGCCACGUGGAGGCAGCACAAGGCCCAGCUGUCUCAGGCCCUAAACGGAGUCUCAGACAAGGCCAAAGAGGCAAAGGAGUUCCUGGUUCAGCUCAAGAACAUUCUGCAGCAGAUCCAGGAAAAUGGACUGGACUACGAAGCCUGCCUGGUGGCUCAGUGUGAUGCCCUGGUUGACGCGCUGACUCGACAGAAGGCCAAACUACUUACCAAGGUGACCAAAGAGAGGGAGCACAAACUGAAGAUGGUUUGGGACCAGAUCAAUCACUGCACACUGAAGCUGCGCCAGUCCACGGGGCUGAUGGAGUACUGCCUGGAGGUGAUCAAAGAAGACGACCCCUCCGGGUUCCUGCAGAUCUCCGACGCCCUGAUCAAGCGCGUGCAGGUGUCUCAGGAGCAGUGGGUCAAGGGUGCCCUGGAGCCAAAAGUGUCUGCGGAGUUUGACCUGACCCUGGACAGCGAGCCACUGCUGCAGGCUAUUCACCAGCUGGAUUUCGUCCAGAUGAAAUGUAGGGUGCCACCCGUACCCCUGUUGCAACUGGAGAAGUGUUGCACCCGAAACAACAGUGUCACCCUGGCAUGGAGGACGCCACCUUUCACCCACAGCCCUGCGGAUGGCUACAUCCUGGAGCUGGAUGACGGCGAUGGGGGGCAGUUCCGGGAAGUGUAUGUGGGCAAGGAGACCCUGUGUACCAUCGACGGGCUUCACUUCAACAGUACCUACAAUGCCAGGGUCAAAGCCUUCAACUCCUCUGGCGUUGGGCCGUACAGCAAGACCGUCGUCCUGCAGACGUCAGAUGUGGCCUGGUUCACAUUUGAUCCCAACUCUGGGCACCGAGACAUCAUCUUGUCCAAUGACAACCAGACAGCUACCUGCAGCAGCUAUGACGACAGGGUGGUGCUGGGCACUGCGGCCUUCUCCAAGGGGGUGCAUUACUGGGAGCUGCAUGUGGACCGCUAUGACAACCACCCAGACCCGGCCUUCGGGGUGGCCAGGGCCAGCGUGGUCAAAGACAUGAUGCUGGGCAAGGACGACAAGGCCUGGGCCAUGUACGUGGACAACAACCGCAGCUGGUUCAUGCACUGCAACUCCCACACUAACAGGACGGAAGGCGGCGUGUGCAAGGGGGCCACCGUCGGAGUGCUGCUGGACCUCAACAAGCACACCCUGACCUUUUUCAUCAACGGGCAGCAGCAGGGCCCCACGGCCUUCAGCCACGUCGAUGGGGUCUUCAUGCCCGCCCUCAGCCUCAACCGCAACGUGCAGGUCACCCUGCACACAGGACUGGAGGUGCCAACACACCUGGGGCGGCCAAAGCUGUCAGGCAACUAGCCUGGCAGCUCCCACUGCCCAGCUGGCCGCGACCAAGUCACAAGCAGGGCUGGGCUGCCCUCACUGGACACAAGGGCAAGACAGCAAGUCCUGGGUUCAUCCCAGCAGCUACUGAGUGUCUGAAGAUGGUUUCUUUGGGGGAUGGGGAAUGCGUCCACAUGCCGCACAGGCCACGUUAUGGCUACCACAGUCAGUGGUGGCCGCGGGUGUCACUUUCAUUCCACCCACAUUCCACGAACUCACCCCAGGACUUACCCAAGGGGCUCUUGGGAAGGCCUUGGAUGCAUGCAUGUUUUUUGUUUGUAAAGCAUCUGUUUGUAAAGCUUGUUUUUUUCUUUUUCAAAUAAUUUUUUGGAGGGAGAGAGAAAGGGAGACUUGGAGCCUGGCGUUCCAGGAAGGGGGAGUCAAGCAGCUGCCAAGUCAACCCAUGCCCUCAUGUCACCUCUGCUGGGCACCACUUCUCGGGUCAAGCAGCAGCUUGUCAUCUCUGCUGGGAGUUGCCCCUGAGUACUUGACCCUAGAAUCUUCAAUAUGUGAUACACCAUUUGCAUACUAGGUUGGGACGAAUGGAAAAGGACAUUAACCACUAACGCUUGAUUUUUGCUUCUCAUUGAACUGCAGAGACCUUCAAAAAGGGUGACUUGGGGCCUUUAUUAAUCAGCCAGUUAUAUAGUGUCUCUCUUUCUCUCUCUCUCUCUCACACACACAUGCACACUUGCACACACACAUGCACACUUGUGCAUGUGCACACACACACAGGUGUGUGCAACCAUCUUGCUAUAUUUUGCUCAUCCAGGUCUUAGACAUGAUGGAAACACUGGAAUUUAAGACAGUGACAUGUUUGCGUGACAAUGGCUUUUUCUGAAACUGGCUUCUUCAGAGGUCAACAGAAAUGCGUCAACACUUCUUUUCUGGGCUACGCCUCACUCGUGAGCGCAAGCGUGCGCUGCGCACCCUGGGGAAGCCUCUCAGCUCAUCAGUCCCUCUGUUUCAAGACCCAUCGACUGACGUUAUGGAAGCAGCACGGGCCUGAGAGGUGGCCUGGUGGCAGGCAGGGGCGGCUCUGCCUCAACGUCAGGCGGGACCCUGGAAGAAGGCUGGAACUAGAGGGCAACACCCUACGCCUUGUUUCUUCCCAUGUGAGUCGGGGUCUCUUGGGGUGCUGGGAGAGCCCGUCCCCUUCCUGCGAACACUGACCUUGCUCUUAAGGACCACAUGUAGUCACCCUGUCUCCCAGUCCCACAGCUACUGUGCUGCCCCUUCGCCCUCCUAUCUCCUGCUGUCUCCAGCUGCACCUGAUAGUCACCGGCGCGCUCUCUCCUUCGGAAAGCCUCUAUAUUAUCAGGCGUUUCAUUCGACAAGGAGGAGCAACUUGUCCACUUGCUGUCUGACUCACCCACACACCAGUGCCAACUGUGCUUCCUCGGCUGCCUCUGUGCCCAAGCCCUGCACCCGCUGCCCAAGCGCCCACCACUGGGCUGUGCAGACCCACCAGACCUACCUCAGAGCUCCUGCCCGUGGCUCGUGGCCCACAUCUCCACAGAUGUGGCUGGCAAGACCAUCUGCCUGGUGUCACCAGGAGCUGCUUGGUGCUAUGUCCAGUCUCCACGCUGGGCCCUGGAGCCAUCGGCUUUGUGCAGGUUCAGCUAUGGCCAGCUGGCCUCUCUUCCUCCUGUUCCUGCCCCACGGUCCCAUCCAGAGCCCCCGGAGCAACACACGGACUUGAGUUGACGUGGCCUCAGCUGCCUGGCUGCCCCUGCUGCCUUUCCUAAGCUUUGGCUCUAGCCAUAGUUCUGGCUCCAGGAGGCCCAGGCUAGGAGCAAGGAGCAGAUUCUCAGAUUGGGGACACCAAGGAUCCACUGCCCUCCCAAGCUCAGGAAGCUGAGUGCAGCCAUGAGCAUUGGGUUAGGUGCUUGGCUUUCUUCUGGAAGAGUCCAGCAGCCUUGGAAUGAGAGUAAGGCAGGGAAGUCUAUCCAGAGGGAGUCCUGCAGCCCCCACAGCCUGGAUCACCCGGGCCGUCCUCAGUCUGUGGGUGGCUAAUUGCCUACUUGGGGAGCAGGAGUCACUAGGCGAUAACUGGGCCUUGGGGAGAUAUGGAAAUGCCCACACUUUGAAGUGGUUCUUUGUUGGUUUUGUUUUGAACAAGGUAAGAUCCCACUGUAGCACAAGCCGUCCUAGAAUUCACUAGGCUGGCCUGGAACUCGUGGCAAUUCUCCUGUCUCAGCCUCCUGAGUGCUGGGACCAAAGGCAUGCACACCACACCCAGCAGUUCUUCUGUUUUGUAAUUUUUAUUUAUUUCUUUAUGUUUUAUGUUUUUGCAGUGCUAGGGAAUCCCACCCAUGUCCUUGGCCUUGCAUAUGAUAGGCAAGUGUUCUACCACUGAACUGCCCUGUAGCCCACCAGGUGGCUUCUGGGGGUUUUUUGUUUGUUUGUUUUUGUUUGAGACAGGGACUCAUUGUAGCCCAGGCUGGCCUGGAACUUACUAUGUAGCUCAGGCUGGCCUUGAACUCACAGCAAUCCUCCUGCCUCAGCCUCCCAAGCGCAGGGGUGAAGCCUUGCACCCAGCUCAGGGAGCCUCUCGAAGGUUUUCUGAUGCUGGGGGAGAAGCCGGCUCCACCCCAGCAGCACGAAGGAGGCUGGCUGGAGCUCAGAAGCAAUACACUGAUGACUGAUGCCAGGGACAGCACAGGCCGCCCUGCAGAGCCAUCUGCCCUGCCUUCCACCCAGAGCACACGUCCGGGACAAGAAUGCACCGAGGGGAGGAGCGCCAGACCAUGUGCCAUCCCACCCACAGGGGAUCGCGAAGGAUCAGAGCGGCGAAGGAACACCUCAUGGCGGGAAGGCUCGGGACACCGCGGGUCGUGGAGGCCCUGCCUCUUGGCACUGCGGUGACGUUCGUGCUUAAAUGACAUCAACGUGAUGCUGUGGUUGGGCCGCAAAGGAAGAGCUCUGUGUAAGUGUGUCAAGCAUCCGUAAGAAAGGAAUUCAGUAUCUUCUGUGAUGUCAGGAUCCCUUGUGUUUGGAGUGUGCUCUGGAACAUAACUGCAGUCUGUCCUGUCCAAUUAGCCAAGCUGGCCGCAGUACGCUGCUCCCUUCUAAAUCUCCUGUACGAGCAUCCACUAGUACCCGUCACAAAGCCAGCGCCCCAGCCCCUCCCUCGUGACAGGGGACAGCACUCACGGCUAGGGUGUCUCCUCCUCCCGUGUCCUCCCUGCAACAUGGCCGCAGUUUUAGGAGGACGGGUACCUGGCCCAGAUACUGUGACAUUGCACGUGGUUCAGCGCACUUCUUUAGUCCCGUGUGUGCUCUGUGGUUCCAAAAAUGCCCUUAGCUGCUCCAAGGCCGCCAAGGCUCCAGAGCUGCAUGCAGAUGCCAGGGCUCCUGAGCCUGGGAACACUGGGGGAGCUCCUGUGAGAGAUGGCGGUGGGCCACCCAUUCCUCAGCCCUUUAUCCUGUCCACGGUGUCCUGCCCCAUCCAGAGCCCUCUCAGGUCAGGAGCAGCGUGUGGUCUGCAUGUGCGCUUCCUCCAGGGACAUUAGCAUCUCUGCCUUAAUUCUAACCGCGAGUCAAAGGCUUGGUCUGCAUGUGGAGGUGCCAUACAGUGCCAGUGGCAGGGGCUCGCCCAUCACAAGGCUGUGGCCAGCUGUCCGCAGCUAAGAGGUGGGCAAGGCGGAUUAAAGUCCUCUGUGGAGCACACUCCCAGCACUGCAGGGUGGCUAGUCAGCGCUUCUCACCUCUCCUGUGGUUUGGGAAGUGGCCUGUUCCGCUAGAGGGCACGUCGUAGUAUUCCCGGCCUGCCACUAGAUGCCAAUAGCAUCCUAGCUAGUGUAACAACCCCAAAUAUUUAGAGAUAUUCAGAUGGCCCCCAGGGACUGCCCUGGUUGAGGACCUUUAGGAUUUUUUUUUUUUUUUUUUUUUUUUUUUUUUUGGUAUUUCAAGGUAGGGUCUCACUCUGGCCCAGGCUGACCUAGAAUUUAUUAUGUAAUCUCAGGGUGGCCUCAAACUCAUGGCGAUCCUCCUACCCCUGCCUCCUGAGUGCCUGGAUUAAAGGCAUGCCCCACCAUGCCUGGCUAUCGCUAUUGGUUUUUAUAGUGAGAGUGACACCCACUCCUGUGUCACCCAGAAAGCUUGUCACAAAGCCACCGGUGCUGUGUUAGUCCAAGACAAGGACUAUCCACAGGGCUCUAGCAGGGCAGGUAGUGGGAAAGGGGACUCGCAUUCCUGCUGGCUGACGAUGCUUGACCAGCCCCUGCUUCCGUUCCUGGCAAGCAAUGCCCCUCACCUUCCUUAGCCAUGCCCACAGUUUACUGGAAGCUGUAGCAAGGAUUUCUUGAUGGAUGUGUGGCCUUGGAUGGUUAAAGAAAUUUGAGGUUGUUAGAAGAUAUCUGGAGUCCAUGCUGGGAACACUGAGGACUUCUCCAAGUGAGCUGGUAGCUGUUUUCAUCGGUAGCCUCGUAUGGGGUCCUGGCAGCUUAGGUAGAAGUGUUGUAAGAGUGGAACUAGGUCCGAUAUCCAUACCGCAUUGAGAAAUGCUAGGCUCGCUGCUGCCUUCUUUUAAUCCUGGCACUGGGCAGAUGGAGGUGGCCAGCUCCCCAGGGCUCUCUGGCUAGCCAGCUCAGCAACCUGCGGGAUGAGCUCCAGGCCAAGGAGGGACCCUGCUUCAAAAAAGUUGGAUGGCACCUCAUGAAUGACACCCAAGCUUGUCCUGUAUGUGGACGUGUACCUACACACACACACACACACACACACACACACACACGUAUAGAGUGGGCUUGGAGCAGGACGCAAGGAUCAGACAAUAGGUUUGCCCUUGAGACUUCUCUCAACUUCGCUUUGAUACUGGCCCUUGCCAUGCAUGGGCACACAUCGAAUUCUGGGCCUCAGUAUUACCACUGGCAGACAGGUCAUAUGAACCCACCUCCUCAACUCUAUGGUGGGAAUUGAGGACUGUGGAAUAGUCACAUCCAAUGGAUGAAACCCCGAGGGAUUUUCCUGCAUCCUCUGCCUAUGGUGUCUUCCAUCCAAGCCUGAGUUGUGACCAGACAAAUAUUUAUUCCACAGCUGCUGGCCUUGUGAGCAAAAGAACAAUUUUAGACAGGUUUCACAUAACUACAACCACCAUGUCCUUUUCUUGGACAGCCCAGGUGAGUGGCAUUACUUCCAGUGACCUGAACAGGUCGCCUGCUGACAGCCUCCUCCCCCGCCCCGCCCCCAGUGCUAAGAGCCUGCAGGGUCUCUGCAGUGCAGCAAAGGAUGCUCACUUGGCCCGUGGCCUCCUGCCACCUCCAUCCUGGUCUCCAGGGGCUCUUCUCCUCAUGGCCUUUCCCAGACAGUGGGAGUGUCUUUGGCAUGAGCAUGAUGCAAGACCAAUGAGCUGGGACUCAAAAGCUGGUCAGGCUAAGAGGGAAAAAGGUUGCUUUCAGACCACAGCUAAGGCUUCUCGGCACAGGUCGUGAAGCGGGAGGUGCAGCGUGGUCUUGGCUUUCUGUGAAUGAUGCUGACUUCAGCAGGAGGAGCUGUGCGGUGACUCCCGGGGCUGUGGUUCCCAGCUGCCAGCCGGGUCCUGGACAAGGCCCCUGAGUUUUGGGGACAAGCAGGGUGGCACUGGGCACCAAGCUUUUGGACAAGGCUCUGAGCAGAGACUUAAGCAGCAGGCGUUGGGGUGAAGGGCGGCCACGGAGACAAGGGCGUGACUGCUUGUGCUUCGUGACAGCCCUUGCCCCUGGAGACUGGCCUCCCCGCCCCCACCCCCUUUCUCAGUGCUGGGAGGGAAGUGGGGCCCAGGCAAAACAGACAAUGUGAAUGCAUGAUGUAGAAUUUCUGCUUUCGCACUAUACUGUGUAUUAAGCAUGAAAGGUGUUUGUGUAACGUUGGCAAAGGAAUUUAACAAGAGGCAAAAAGCCGUGUAACCCUUGUUUUGGCCCGUUUCCCCACCUUUCUUUGCCCUCCCUUCCGCACCCAUCCUGUCCUUAGUGGUUGGUAUUUGGUGGCAGCUCUUGGUCCUGUGGCUGUUACAUUUCAUUGAAAACAUGGAGGGGUGGGCAAUGGGAAGGAAAGUAAUUUUUUCUAAUUUUUGUAUUGGUAUCCACAAGCGUUUGUAUUUUUUGAAUUGCAAACACUGUGUUUUUUGGUCUUUGGGGGUUGGUUGAACUUUCUGUAUUAUUACCUUUUGAAAAACUUGAGUUUUACCACAUUCUUAAGCAGAUUUGAAAUAAAUUCUUUUGACACUGCCA
This is a messenger RNA of Jaculus jaculus (lesser Egyptian jerboa), 8929 nucleotides long. RefSeq names its product tripartite motif containing 67 (gene Trim67). The coding region runs from base 240 to 2696 and encodes 818 amino acids. The transcript has 10 exons. The record is from RefSeq and is a predicted model, not a curated record. Gene Ontology annotation, molecular function: protein binding; zinc ion binding. NCBI's taxonomy places the organism in Eukaryota, Metazoa, Chordata, Mammalia, Rodentia, Dipodidae.